Messenger RNA from Opisthorchis viverrini, 546 nucleotides. RefSeq lists its product as hypothetical. The transcript has 4 exons. Lineage: Eukaryota; Metazoa; Platyhelminthes; Trematoda; Opisthorchiida; Opisthorchiidae. The coding region runs from base 1 to 546 and encodes 181 amino acids. The record is from RefSeq and is a predicted model, not a curated record.
AUGGCUGUUACUCACUUCAGUGUCCCUAUCUGGCAAGAAAUCGUUAUACAAAGUAGCUCGAUAAAGCAACCAAUCCGGUUGGGUGGGACCAAGUCUGUUGGAUCGAGCUGUCACAGGGCCUCGAGCUAUAGAAUUAGUGACCAGUAUCCCAAUUACAAACAAAUUAUCGGUAGUUUGUCCGGUGUAUUCGGGUUAAUUCGGUUAGCAAGGAAGCUCACUCCUGACUGCACGCCGCACGCCAGUCGACGAGCGACAGUGAUGCUCAUACCGCAACGGCAAAGUCGAGCAUGCACCUGUCUACCCACUGAUCUUAUUGGAUGUUCUGAGGCCGCUGAAGCAAAAGAUGUAGGGGUAGGCAUCGCCCUAAGUAACCGGGCGGAAGGGUGUCUGCUUGAAUGGAUACCUGUUGAUCACCUCUGGCAGUCUGGCAACGCACUCGAGGCAGGAAUUGAAUCUUCAAUGAUCGUAUCGCUGAAAAAAUUGAAGACGAAAGAUGAAAAGGGACAGCCUUGUCUACCACUCGAUAUAGCGAACCCAAGCGGAUGA